Pyricularia pennisetigena is the source of this 2601-nucleotide messenger RNA. RefSeq lists its product as uncharacterized. The transcript is spliced from 3 exons. Bases 1 to 2601 code for a protein of 866 amino acids. Gene Ontology annotation, cellular component: eukaryotic translation initiation factor 3 complex. The record is from RefSeq and is a predicted model, not a curated record. Lineage: Eukaryota; Fungi; Ascomycota; Sordariomycetes; Magnaporthales; Pyriculariaceae. Gene Ontology annotation, biological process: translational initiation. Gene Ontology annotation, molecular function: translation initiation factor activity; translation initiation factor binding; RNA binding.
AUGUCUCGAUUUUUCCGUGGCGGCAACGAGAGCUCUAGUGAGAGCAGCUCUGACGAGGAGGAGCUCUACUCCGAAGAGGAGGAGGAAGAACUCGAAGAUGAGGGCGAUGACUCCGACAACGACGGUUCUGGCGAUGAUGACUCCGACUCCGAUUCUGACGCCGACGCUGGCGGCAAGAAGAAGGGUGCGGCAAAGUUCUUGGUGGAUGACGACUCCUCCGAUGAGGAAGACAGCGAUGCGGAAGUGACCACAAAAGUCAAGAGUGCCAAGGACAAGCGCCUCGAUGAGCUCGAGUCUACUGUGACGGCCAUCGCAAACGGCAUGAAGAUCAAUGACUGGGGCUCUAUUGCAACAGAGUUCGACAAGCUUAACCGCCAGGCUGAGAAGUUGCGCACCGGUACAACUGCUCCCAAGAUGUACAUCAAGAUCAUCGCAGAUUUGGAAGACUUCAUGAACGAGACUCUGGCCAAGCAAAAGGUCACACCCAAGAAGAUGAACGCCACAAAUGCUCGCGGUCUGAAUGCCGUCAAGCAGCGCAUCAAGAAGAACAACAAGGAGUACCAGGCACAAAUCGAUGCCUACAAGGCCGACGAGUUCGAGUUUAUGAUGGACACAGAAGACGAGGAGGAGCAGCCGGCACCAAAGCCUAAGAAGGCCGCCAAGGUCUCGUUUGACGAGGCCGCUGCAGAAGACGAGGAAGACGAUGAGGGCUUCGCGAGGGUCGGCAAGGGUGGCAAGACGCUGCAAUUCACCCCCGAGAGUAUCUUCAAGCACCUGCGGGCAAUCCUGGAGUCUCGUGGCAAGAAGAACACCGACCGUGGCGAGCAGAUCAAGAUCAUGGAAAAGCUUGGCGAAAUUGCCCAGACGCCCUACCAACGGAUCCGUGUUCUCCUCGCACUCGUCUCUUCACGAUUCGAUAUCGGUACCAGCGCAGGCGCGGCCCUGUCUGUCGAGCACUGGAAGGCGGCAGAGAAGGAGCUGUCUCUCCUGUUGACCGUCCUCGACGAGAACAAGGACCACAUCGUGCUGGAGAGCGCCGAGGAGUGGGACGACGACGAGAAGCCCCCUACCCUCGAGAAGGGCGAAAAGUACAUCAAGAUCCCUGGAAGCAUCGUGUCCUACACGGAAAGGCUUGACGACGAGCUCACCCGUUCUCUCCAAGCCAUCGACCCCCACACCUCAGAGUACAUUGAGAGGCUGAGUGACGAGGGUGCUCUGUACAACAUCAUUUUCCGUGCCCAGCUUUACUACGAGGGUCUUCGCAAGGAUGCCUCGCUCGAGAUUCCUCAGGAGAGCUUGAACCGUGCCAUCAUGCGCCGUCUUGAUCACGUUUACUUCAAGCCCGCUCAAGUCAUCAAGAUUCUCGAGGAGAACAGCUGGAAGGCUGUUGGUGACAAGGAGUCCAGCAUCACCCCCCGCGAGCAGACGGUGGAGGCUGCCCAACUGGUCAACGUUCUUUGCAACUACCUCUUUGCAAACAGCGAGGGCAUCCACAGAGCACGAGCGAUGCUGUGCCAGAUCUACUUCCUGGCGCUGCACGAUGACUACUACAAAUCUCGUGACAUGAUGCUUAUGUCGCACUUGCAAGAGACCAUCAGCAGCUUCGACGUUCUCACCCAGAUUCUCUACAACAGGACGCUUGUUCAGGUCGGACUCUGUGCGUUCCGCAAGGGGCUCGUCUACGAUGCCCAGAACACUCUGCAAGACAUUUGCGGCAGUGGCAGGCAGAAGGAGCUGCUCGCUCAGGGUGUGAUGAUCCAGAGGUUCAACCAGGUCUCGCCCGAGCAGGAAAGGUUAGAGAGGCAAAGGCAGCUGCCCUUCCACAUGCACAUCAACUUGGAGCUGCUGGAAUGCGUCUACCUCACAUGCAGCAUGCUCCUUGAGAUUCCUCUGCUGGCCCAGACUGGCUCAUCACCCGACAUCAAGAAACGCAUCAUCAGCAAGACUUACAGGCGCAUGCUCGAGUACCAUGAGAGACAAAUCUUCACUGGACCCCCCGAGAACACCAGGGACCACGUGAUGCAGGCAUCCAAGGCCCUUGCCGCUGGCGAGUGGAAGAAGGCCACGUCGUUUAUUCACAGCAUCAAGAUCUGGGAGUUGAUGCCUAACACGGAUGCCAUCAAGACCAUGCUUGCCAAGCAGAUCCAGGAGGAGGGUCUGAGGACGUACCUUUUCACAUACGCCCCCUUCUACGACACGCUGAGCAUCGAGACGCUGAGCGACAUGUUCGAGCUGGAGUCGACCAAGAUCUCGGCCGUCGUGAGCAAAAUGAUCAGCCACGAGGAGCUUGCCGCUGCCCUCGACCAGGUCAAACAAACGGUCAUCUUCCGGAAGGGUGUCGAGCUCAGCCGUCUGCAGAGCCUUGCCCUUACCCUCUCAGACAAGGCCAGCUCGCUCAUCGAGUCAAACGAGCGUACGUUGGAACAGAGGACCCAGGGCACAAGCAACGCAUUCGAGAGACAGGGCGGCAGGGGUGGCCGUGGUGGCGGCAGGGGCAGAGGCGGCGGCAGGGGAGGCCCGCGGUUUGGCGGCAACACACAGCGGCAAGCUGGUGGAACGCAGUUCACCGGUGGAGCUCUGGGUGCAGCUGUACGUGCGUAG